Messenger RNA from Mytilus trossulus (common blue mussel), 1567 nucleotides. RefSeq names its product acetylcholine receptor subunit beta-type acr-3-like. Lineage: Eukaryota; Metazoa; Mollusca; Bivalvia; Mytilida; Mytilidae. The transcript has a single exon. The record is from RefSeq and is a predicted model, not a curated record. Bases 290 to 1474 code for a protein of 394 amino acids. Gene Ontology annotation, biological process: regulation of membrane potential; chemical synaptic transmission; monoatomic ion transmembrane transport. Gene Ontology annotation, cellular component: plasma membrane; synapse; neuron projection. Gene Ontology annotation, molecular function: transmitter-gated monoatomic ion channel activity involved in regulation of postsynaptic membrane potential; transmembrane signaling receptor activity; excitatory extracellular ligand-gated monoatomic ion channel activity.
GUGUCACGUUUAAUAUAACCAUUGUUGAGGGUAUUUAAGAUUAAGGAAGGAUUGUCGUAAAUUCUUUAGAUUGUGUUUUAAAAGCUUGCAGUGAAAACUGAAUUACAGUUUACUCAUAUUACUAUAUGGAUUGUUUGCGGAAUUUUCCAAUCAUCAAUUAUAACAAGAUGAUCAGGUGACGAUAACAUGACGUACCAUACUCGUAUUAAUGGUAGCGGUGAUAAAGUUUAUUGAAGCAUUCUUAAGUGAAAAGUUCUUAUUUAGAUAAAAGGAUUCACUGUUAAUUAACAUGCAUAUCAAAUAUAUUGUUUUGUUCGUAAUUUAUAAUUUCCUACCUGGUGUACAAUGUCAAAGUCAUGCUACCGCACAAAAUCUGUAUUCACAUUUGUUAACAAACUAUAGUAAAAGGAUAACACCGUUAGCUGACCAUUCUCAAAAGCUUAAUGUCGGCGUGGACUUUUACCUAAAUUCUUUCAUAUCCAUCAAUGAAGUUGACGAAACCAUUUCGAUUAUGGGAGUUAUGUUACUCAAUUGGACUGACCCUGCACUCAAGUGGGAUUCCUCAUCUUUUGAUAACUUGUUUGCUUUAACCAUAGACCCAUCCGACAUAUGGAAACCUCUAAUGUUUCUAGUAAAUGUGGCAGAUGACAUGGAACCUAUUGGACAUGGAGUUACGUUUUAUUCUACUCUAACUAGCACUGGAGAUGUUUACUAUAGCCCGGGAGGAAUAAUGAAAGCAAAGUGUCCUACUAAUGUUGCAAAAUUUCCUUUUGACACACAGGAAUGUAAAUUGAUGUUUUUCAACUGGGGAAUAUCAAAUACCACAUUAACAUUGUCUGCUUUGUCUAACCAAGCGAGGUUAUAUUGGUACACACCUAAUUCAGAUUGGACCCUUCUGGAAUAUUCAACAUUUGUUGAGUUCUACAAUGAGUAUAGCACGUUCAACGUAAAAAUUAAAAUAAAGCGUCAGUCUUUGUACUAUGCCGUGAUGAUGAUUUUACCAACUCUGUUGUUCGCUCUCUUGAAUCCCUUGGUCUUCGUUAUCCCAGUGGAAUCAGGUGAACGUGUAUCUCUAGCAAUGACAAUAUUACUUUCCUAUGCCAUAUUUUUAACUUUAGUGUCGGCCGCUAUUCCAACAUCCUCAAAUCCGAUGUGCGUACUUUUAGCUGUCAUGAUAACAAUAAUUUCGCUUAGUGGUUUUAUCGUCGGAAGUGUCAUAAUGGUUUCGAAAUAUUAUUAUGAGGAAACAACAGCUGGAUUAAGUUCACCACUGAAGAGAUUUGCAAAAUGGAGGUUGGAGAAAAAACGCAAUGUUGUAUUACCGGUUAAUGAUCCUAAUAAACAGAUUAAUGAAAUAGAAGUAAAUGUAACGGGGAAGGAUGUAGCUAACGCUUUAGAUUGUGUUUGUCUGUGUAUAUUCUAUGCCGCUAUUUGUGUUUGUUUGACUGGAUAUUUCGUUUACGUUUUGAUUUAAAAGUAUUUUUGUAUCGGAAAAAUAUUAAUCGUAAAAUAAUAAAAUAUAGGAGUUUUUUUGUGACACAGAAACAAAUACAAAACUGAUAACUAA